Penicillium malachiteum is the source of this 1050-nucleotide messenger RNA. Its product is annotated as zinc-dependent alcohol dehydrogenase. Lineage: Eukaryota; Fungi; Ascomycota; Eurotiomycetes; Eurotiales; Aspergillaceae. The coding region runs from base 1 to 1050 and encodes 349 amino acids. The record is from RefSeq and is a predicted model, not a curated record. Gene Ontology annotation, molecular function: oxidoreductase activity. The transcript is spliced from 9 exons.
AUGGCUAUUCCAUCUACCCAGAUCGCAGCUGUCAUCCCCGCAUCAGGAGGGAAAGAUGUUUCGGAUGUGCAGAUCAGUAGCACUCAUGUGCCACAUCCAGGAGAUGGCGAAGUCUUGAUCAAAUUGGAGUUCUCUGGCGUUUGCCAUUCCGAUGUGCAUAGCAUUCGUGGUGAUACUCCCAUGAAGACCAAUGUUGCUGGUCAUGAGGGAGUGGGUAGAGUUGUUUCAGUUGGAGGUGGCCUCGAGGAGAAAAAAUGGAUGGGUCAAAUGGUUGGAAUUAGGUGGCUGUAUAGUUCGUGUCUCGAGUGCGAGAUAUGCGAGAUUAAUCAUACGGCAUGUCCGUAUCAAAGAAACGCUGGUGCAAAUGUCCCGGGUACCUUUCAGCAAUAUCUUGUCAGCCCAGCUAUUCACGCCACAAAAAUCCCAGUUGGACUCUCUCCAGAUCUAGCAGCACCUCUUCUCUGCGCUGGUAUCGCCAUGUACUCUUCGAUCAAAAAAAGCAAAGCUAGACCAGGCGACUGGCUUGUUAUCAUUGGGGCUGGUGGUGGUUUAGGUCAUAUGGGUAUCCAAAUCGCAGCCAAAAAGGGCAUCAAAGUCCUAGCAAUUGAUACGGGCAACAAAAAGAAGGAACUCUGUCUAUCACUUGGAGCUACUACAUUCCUAGACUUCCGAGAGGUCGAUAUAGUCGAGGGUGCCAAAACAGCUACAUCUGGACUGGGUGUGCACGCGGUGAUCUGUACGGCGAAUGGCGAAAAGGCUUACGAGCAAAGUAUGAAUAUGCUCCGUCCGCUCGGAACUCUGGUUUGUGUCGGUAUCCCUCAUAUCCCAUUCCGACUUCCAGCUACUCCAUUUGAAAUGAUUGUGAAAGGUCUUACGAUUGUUGGAAAUUCAGCGGGGACGGAUCAAGAAAUGGAUGAGUUGUUGGCAAUGGCGCUUGCGGGUGAUGUGCAAGCUCAUAUUGAGGUUUUUGAUUUACAGGACAUUGUUGAUGUGUUGCAGAGACUGGAGCGCUCGGAGAUUGAGGGCAGGGUAGUAUUGAGGAUCCCGUAG